UUGUUGUGUUAUUUAUUGACAAUUAACUUGUGACUGAAUUUUGUGUCGUGUUUAUUUAUUUAUUCAACUUGUUUUAUAAAUUUAGUUGUUUCAUUUGAAUUUUUGUUUUAAAUAUUUGACGACGUCAUAGUUAAUAGAAAUGCCUGUCCUAGAAUCUUGUUGGUCGCCAUGUAUUUGGUCGAAUACAGUGAGAAGUGGCAGUUAUGCUGUUGCUGUUUACACGGCAGCAUUUUCUAUAGUUUUAAUAACAAUGAUUAGUUAUAUGCUAGCUGGAGGAGAUUCUACACAAUUAUACAGUCCUUUAUUUGAAACAGAUGUCCGUUAUUCCAUGCAAGUUGUGGGAGGUUUUUUUAUUUUUUACCUACUAUUAUUAUUACUUUUUUCUGGAUUACUUGUUAUUGGGAUACGAAAAGGAAAUCGUGGACUAAUGUUGCCAUGGAUGACUUCAUUUGCUUUGAUCAUAGCAUUCCAAUUAAUUUUUGGUUUGUGGCUUUUAGGAGGCUAUUACAUAUAUUUGGAUUCGGUGUAUGCAACACUUAUUGACUGGAUAUGGAUGGCAUAUAAUAUUUACUGUUGGUUAUGCGUUUACUCACAAUAUCAGAUAUUCAAAGCAAUGCAAUCGCCUAAUAUUGAACUACUGUGGCCUUAAAAGAAAAUCUAACAUGAUUGACUUCAAGUGUUCAUUUAUUAUAUGUCAAGAUAAAUAUUUUUUUUAUUUAUCAACU
Molecule: messenger RNA, 725 nt
Organism: Ctenocephalides felis (cat flea)
Lineage: Eukaryota; Metazoa; Arthropoda; Insecta; Siphonaptera; Pulicidae
Exons: 5
Coding region: 140-649 (169 amino acids)
Source: RefSeq, a predicted model, not a curated record